UCCCGCCGCGCCGGGUCCCGCCCGGUCGCGCCCACAGCCAACCUCGCCCGGCCACCGCGCCAGCCUCGGUGGCUGCCCGAAAGGGGGCGGGCGGAGAGGCGGAGCGGGGAGGAGCCGGGCGCGGCGCCGCGCUGUCCCUGGUCGCCGCCCACCCCGUUACACACAGCAUGUAAACAGUCCCCGCCGGGAGGAGCCCCGGGACUGGAGGGAGCCCGCGUCGCCCGGCCCCGCCGCCUGCCCGAGAGCCCACAGAGCCGCGCGCUGCCCGCCCGGGAGGAGCGCGCCCGAGGAGAGGAGGGCGGGCGGCGAAGGGAGCGGGAGGCGGGCGGCGCGUGAGGAGGCUGAGGGAGCAACGGGCGCGGCGGGCCAGGAUGGAUUUCCAGCAGCUGGCUGACGUUGCGGAGAAAUGGUGUUCCAACACGCCCUUCGAGCUCAUCGCCACCGAGGAGACCGAGCGCAGGAUGGAUUUCUACGCCGACCCCGGCGUCUCCUUCUACGUGCUGUGUCCGGACAACGGCUGCGGGGACAAUUUUCACGUGUGGAGUGAGAGCGAGGACUGCCUGCCUUUUUUGCAGCUAGCACAGGAUUAUAUCUCCUCCUGCGGCAAGAAGACGCUCCAUGAAGUCUUGGAAAAAGUCUUCAAGUCUUUCAGACCUUUACUGGGGCUUCCGGAUGCAGAUGACGACGCAUUUGAAGAGUACAGUGCGGACGUGGAAGAGGAGGAGCCAGAGGCGGACCACCCCCAAAUGGGGGUCAGUCAGCAGUAGACUUCCAAGGGCUCCCACCUGAGAAGGAGAGUGGGCCCUGUGGUACCCGAGGUGGGGUCCCAAGCUCCUGGGUUAGCAUUUUGCAAUAGCACUUCGAAACAGGACGUCUGACUCCCAGCAUCCAAAUUAAAAUGAAAUACCUUUUUAACGACCACACGAUAUCUGGGAUGAGCUUUGCUCAGAAGUGACCUGAAUUUUACUCCCGUUUCAGUGGGUCUCUAAUGGAGUUGUCUCGGUAGCCUUUGCCAUUUUGAAUUUAGAGUCCAUUUUGCGGCUGACUGUUCUCUCUUGAGUUUAUGUUGGAGAACUAACAUUUGCUGACUCAAAAGUAGAGAACUCUGAAUGUAUUAAGGAUAUGUUUUGAGUCAUCACAGGUGACAUUAUUGAGAGAAAGCAUGGCAGAGAAGAAAUGCAGUCUGCACUUUUUAUGUACCUUUUAAGCGUAUGUAAAUGGAAGGUUUUGCUUAUAAAGCAUGAGUUUUAAUAUCUAGUCAUUAAACUGCACAAGUGCAAAUACAAGGGCAGAAAAGGAGAAUUACUUAGUUUUGGUUUAAGAGGGUAAGAGAGGCAAAGAAGCCUUUAAGUGUUCUGCCAUUACUGAGUUACCUAGAUAUAUAGCAGCUGGUUCAUGGUUAGGUAGAAACAUUAUUUGCAUGUUCAGUUAUUUUAAAACAUGCUGAUUCCAAAGCCACUUUUAAAGUCUAAUAGUGGAGAAUAUAAAUGGGGUGACAUAAAUUAUUGAUUUCUUUAAAAUGUUUAUAAGCCACCCCACAUAUGAAAUGAAACAUUUACCUUCUCUCUUUAUAACAAGAUGGCAACUUGUUAAAUCAUGAAAACAUCCCAAAUCCAAGUGCCACUUAAACUUUGAAGCCAUAGAUGAAUUUAAUAGGAAAAUAAACCAGGAUAAAUUUUUUAAAAAUAUGAUGGAAUCCUUCUUUACUUUCUUAAUCUGACUUUUAUUCUUCAAAAAAAAGUCAAGAAAGGAUCCCACUGUAUAAUUUAUUUAAAAAUUGUAAUCAAGUGCUUUGAGGAACCUAACUGCAGUGAAGUUUUAAAGUCGUAUGAAAGUGGGAAUCUUUUAAUCGUGGGUUAGCUUGGUUCAGAAGGGAAGUUUUAAUGAUCAAAUAUUCAGACAACUCACAGAAACAACUACUAUCAUAACUGGAAACACUGCUGUCAUCAUUUAGCAACACACACUGAGGGGGGAAAUUCUUUGCAAUGCUAACAUGGAAUUAUUUAAAACAUUCAUUUUGCUUAGACCCUUCUGCAUCUCUGGUUCUAAUAAAAGAUGCAGAAUGCCUCUUUUACAACACUUAACAUAACAUCUGGGGUGGAAUUGUUUUUAACAUGCACACACAUGCCUGUUGGGUUGUCAAAGUUUUAGAUUAAAAAAAAAAGCAGCGGAGGCCACGGAGUUUACGGGAGUCUUGUAUAUCUUCCAGGCAUGUUGGUGUAAACCUGAUUAUCUCAACAUUUUCUGUUUAAUUGAUUGGUGCCGUGAGGAGUACAGCUGCUCGUGGUAAAAUGGUGUCCUACAGUUUUAAGUCAUCGGGUAAAAUAAUUUCGUGGUUUCGAUCCGUGCUUCAGUACCCAUGUUUUUUUCUUUUCUUGGAAAAACAUAUUAAAGGUUAACUUCAAGUGAAAUGAA
Globicephala melas (long-finned pilot whale) is the source of this 2415-nucleotide messenger RNA. RefSeq names its product maturin, neural progenitor differentiation regulator homolog (gene MTURN). Gene Ontology annotation, cellular component: cytoplasm. Gene Ontology annotation, biological process: regulation of signaling; positive regulation of megakaryocyte differentiation. The record is from RefSeq and is a predicted model, not a curated record. NCBI's taxonomy places the organism in Eukaryota, Metazoa, Chordata, Mammalia, Artiodactyla, Delphinidae.